This is a messenger RNA of Prionailurus viverrinus (fishing cat), 2561 nucleotides long. It is a transcript of the gene SCFD2, whose product is annotated as sec1 family domain containing 2. Bases 119 to 2173 code for a protein of 684 amino acids. The transcript has 9 exons. Gene Ontology annotation, biological process: intracellular protein transport; vesicle-mediated transport. Lineage: Eukaryota; Metazoa; Chordata; Mammalia; Carnivora; Felidae. The record is from RefSeq and is a predicted model, not a curated record.
GGCAGCACCACGUGUACUGUGUUGACUGUCAAAGCCUUCAGGAGCCCAAUUCCCGGAAGCUGUGAGUUCUGAAAGAAGUUCCUGCACUCGAGCGCCCGGAGUCUGCGAGCCCCCAACCAUGAGCGCCCCGGGCGUGCUGUCCUUUACCCAGCAAGGCUGGGAGCAGGUGCUGGCCAAAGUGAAACGGGCUUUGGUCUACCUGGACGCCGCCUGCGCCGAGAGCCUGCACUGGGGCUGCGGAUCCACGCGGCUUCUGGAGGCGGUGGGAGGUCCUGAGUGUCACCUGCGGGAGUUCGAGCCCGCCGCAGUUGGUGGUGGAGCCAAGCAGCCUAAGGCGGUGUUUGUGUUGAGCUGCCUGCUGAAAGGCCGGACCGUGGAGACCCUACGGGAUAUCAUCUGUCGCAGUCACUUCCAGUACUGUGUGGUGGUCACAGCCGUGAACCACGCUGUCCACCUCACCGCUAAUCACGUGCCGGCGGCUGCAGCGGCCGAGCUGGAAGGGCAGCAGCCGGUGUUCGAGCAACUGGAGGAGAAGCUGUGUGAGUGGAUGGGCAAUAUGAACUACACCGCCGAGGUGCUGCACGUCCCGUUGUUGCUCGCCCCUGUGGCUUCCCACCUUGCCUUGACUCCAGCCUUUGCUUCCCUUUUUCCACUGCUCCCCCAGGAUGUGCAUCUCCUUAACAGCGCCCGACCGGACAAGAGGAGGCUAGGAAGCCUGAGUGAGGUGGAUGCCACGGCCCUGACCCCUGAGCUGUUUCUGCAGAUCAGGUGCCUGGUGUCAGGCCUCAGUUCUCUGUGUGAGCAUUUCGGGGUGCGGGAGGAGUGUUUUGCCGUAGGUUCCCUCAGUCGGAUCAUCGCUGCAGAUCUGGCUAAUUAUGCCCCUGCCAAGAACAGGAGGAAGACUGCCACAGGCAGGGCAUCAGUGGUCUUUGUGGACAGAACUCUGGAUCUCACGGGAGCAACUGGACAUCAUGGAGACAACUUGGUAGAGAAGAUCAUUUCAGUGCUUCCCCAGCUCCCGGGCCACACCAACGAUGUGAUGGUUAACAUGGUAGAGCUUACGGCACUCCAGAAUGAAGAGAAGAGUCAGAGUAUGGUUGCGCCAGGCUGUCUUGCACAACCCAAGGACGCGGCCGCCAAAGCCUUGUGGGAAGCCUUACUGAGCACCAAGCACAAAGAGGCAGUGAUGGAAGUGCGGAGACAUCUAGUGGAAGCAGCAAGCAGAGAAAACCUGCCAAUCAAGAUGAGUAUGGGGAGAGUCACUCCGGGGCAGCUCCUGUCCUAUAUUCAUCUCUUCAAGAACAACCUCAAAGCUUUAGUGAGUCACUGUGGGCUCCUACAGCUUGGGCUGGCCACAGUUCAAACUCUGAAACACCCACAGACUGCCAAAUGGGACAACUUUCUGGCUUUUGAAAGACUCCUUCUCCAGAGCAUUGGGGAGUCAACCAUGUCUGUUGUGUUAAAUCAGCUGCUGCCCAUGAUGAAGCCUUUGAACCAAAGGACCGACAAUGAUUACAGCCCUGAAGAAUUGUUGAUCCUCCUGAUAUAUAUUUACUCUGUUGGUGGAGAGUUUACAGUGGACAAAGACCUGGGGGAAGCCGAAGAAAAAGUGAAGAAAGCAUUGGCUCAGGUCUUCUGUGAAGAGUCUGAAUUGUCACCUUUGCUGCAAAAAAUCACAGGCUGUGACUCUUCAAUUAAGCUGACUUUUCACAAAUCCAAAAUUGCCGUGGAUGAGCUCUUUACUUCGCUUCGGGAUAUUGCUGGAGCUCGGAAUCUCAUGAAACAGUUUAAGUCUGUGUAUGUUCCUGGAAAUCAUACCCACCAGGCAUCCUAUAAGCCAUUCCUGAGGCAGGUUGUGGAGGAAAUAUUUAAUCCUGAGAAGCCAGAUCCGGUGGAUAUCGAACACAUGUCUUCAGGCCUCACGGAUCUCCUUAAAACUGGAUUUAGCAUGUUUAUGAAGGUGAGCCGGCCCCAUCCCAGCGACCACCCUCUCCUGAUCCUCUUUGUGGUGGGCGGGGUCACAGUCUCAGAAGCCAAAAUGAUCAAAGACCUCGUGCCGUCCUUGAAGCCAGGAACCCAGGUUAUCGUGCUGUCCACGCGACUCCUGAAGCCAUUUAACAUUCCUGAGCUGUUAUUUGCGACUGACCGGCUGCAUCCAGACCUUGGCUUCUGAGCAUCUCUGCAAGGGUGAGACUUACCUGAGCUGGAAAUACCGAUACCGUUAUCCCGUCACCGUUCAAGAUACGCCUCCCAAACCGGUGUCCCCUUGCUAACGGUGGCUAUGACAGAAUUCUGCCUGAAGGGUCUUGGCAACCAUGCAUCGAAGUACUUUGCUCGGAUUCCCAACAACUUAAAAAAAAAAAAAAUUACUUUCAUUUUUCUACAGGUGUCAAACUGUCUGUCAGCUGGCCACGUUUGACAUCAUCCCCGUUUCUCCUCAACCCUCUCUUUGUGGUCCUGAUUCCUGUGAUCCUGGAUUCUGUGAUCCUGGAAUCUUCCUGAUUCCAGCCGCAAGCUCACUGUUUCUAAAUAAACGCCUGUUGGUGAGUGUUGGUAGAUUA